AUGAUUGUUUUAAGGAAAACAAAAAUACUUUGCAUGAAAAAAUACUUAUCUCCUUUAAAAUGUGUAUAUUUAAGGUCAAAUUUUGCUACUGUAAAUUUGGAUUAUCAAAAAAGUAAGAAAAAAAAGGAAUACACUGGGAAAAGGAAGUUAUACUCACUUUUUAGUGAUAACUCAAAUAUAUGUGAUAGGUUAAUGUUAUUGAAAAAUUUACCCAGGGACAAAAAUGAGAAAUAUGAAGGAAUUAGUGCAGAGGUAAUAUACAAAUAUUUGCUGAAUAAAUAUAAAAAAUGUUUUAACUAUAUAAGCUUUAGUGAAAUAAUACAAAGCAUAAAAACAUUUGAUGAGUUGGACAAAAAAUUUAGUCGCGAUGGUGAUUUUUUCGUGUCAAUAAAGGGAGUAGAUAGCAGUGUUUUAUGCAAAAUAAAUGAAUUCGAAUUCAGUGAAAAGGAUUUACAUUUUCAUAGAAGGGAAGUAUUAGGAAAAAUUUGCAAUAGAUUGAUUAAAUAUGUGCAUGAAAUGAGCGGAAAUGAAUUAAUUCAUUUUAUGGUUUAUUUUUUUAGAUGGAAUAAAAGUGACAGUAAGUUGUCUCUUUUCUAUAAUUUUUAUUUUAAUCAUGUUUUUGAUAAUUUAUAUCUUUUUGGUCAUGAAAUUUAUAAGGUCCUUUUUAUAUUAAACACAUAUCUCAUUAAUAAUGAUUCUAGCAUUCUUUUUGAUGAACAUUUAAUGGGGAAAAACUUGUUUAAUGUAUACAAUUUCAGAGAAUUAAAAAACAAGGGGAAUUACUCGCUCAAAAUAAGCAAAGAUGAAAUUUACAAGAAAUGUUAUGACAAGUUGUUAGAGGACAUAGAUAAAAUUGAAAAGAAGAACGUAGUAAACAUUUUAAAGUUAUACGUUGACAAUUUAAGUAAAAAUAUUAACAUAGACAGGAAACUUGUGGAUAAUGUCCACAACAAUUUAACAGACGAAAACGUAGACUAUCUUGUAAAAUUGGUGAAUAUAUACUGUGACAUGAUUAAGAAAGAGGCAUAUUGCACUGUCUCGGUAGUUUCCAAGUUAAAGGACGUGAUUUUAUGCAUCUCUAAAUUUUUGAAAGAAAGAGAAAACGAAAAAAAGUUUCUCUCUGAUGUAAAUUAUAGUACACUACUAAAUUCGGUAAAUAAUAAAGAUGUUUUAAAUAAGAUUAUGGACAACACCUUUGGUCUGUUGUACGAACAUUUACUAAAAACUUUUUCGAACGUAAAAUUUGAAAAUCUUCAGGCUCUUUCUAUUUCACUCAUUUCUAUAAAAAACAUACACUUUACUUUAUUAAGAAGGAAAUAUUUCACCAAUAAUGGUUUAUUCAGCGCUACUUUGAAAUUCGGCUUAGAUGUGUCAAAUAGGUUCCUGGAGAAAUGCUUAAAAAUAAAUAAUAAAGAUGCAGUACACAUUAUACAUAGUAGUGAUGAUGUCGCAUCUAAUGGGAUAAAUCUGGAAAAUUUUCAGAAAGUAAAACUAGAGAAAAGAAGAGAAUAUUAUUUUUAUAAAAUAGAAAAUUAUUUUGAUUUUAAUUUCAAAUUGAAAGCUAGUGAUUUGUUGUCCAUUAAAGUUCUGUCUAACUCUUUCGCAAAGGCAGAACAGGUGAACAAUUCGUAUGAUUUUUAUUUACUGUUUAAUAACAUUUCGUGCAUCUUGUAUUAUUUUUUAGUAAAUAAGAAUACAAUAACGAGAUUUAAUGAUACAUAUAUAUAUGUUUUGAAUGACCUCUCUUAUGUAUACAAAAAUGUGAAAAAUAGAGCAUCACAUAGUAGCCUAAUUGCAAGUGGUGUUCAGAAGUUAUUUUGCAAAAACGUUUUAAAAGUCAGCGACCUUUAUAUUAAGAAUAUUCAUGAAGAAAAGAACUUCCAAAGAGAUCAGUAUGUGUGUUCCCUAAUAUUUCUGAAUAAUUUAUUUUCCGAUAGAAUUGUUCUUUUUGAACAUAUAAACAAUGUUUGGUACCACGUUUAUAAAGCGUAUAACUAUUUUAAACGCAAUACGAUGCUAAGCGAAGAUGUUAUAUCUUUAAUUCUUCUAACUUGUUCUAAGUUCCAAUUUUUUACUGAAAACAACUCAAAUAGCAGGUACCACAGAAAGGAGUUAAUUAGUUUAAAAUAUAAUAUCAUGGAUGAUUUGACUAGGAAUUAUUUAAACACAUAUAAGCACAUUUCCGUGGAUAACUUAUCAAAAGUUUUAAUAUCCCUGUCCAAUUCCAAGUAUAGGUAUGAAAUUAGCGAAGAUUUGUUAUUAGGAACUUUGAAAAAGGAAAUUGCAAAGGUUAACGCAAAAAAAAACGGCGACAGCUUUGCAUGUAGUAAGACUACAGAUAACGCUACUGCAAAGACAAAUAGGGGAAAUAUUCCUAAGGAAAUUGCGAAACGUGAUUUAUUUAUAAAUAUUAGCAAAAUUAUUGAAUGCUUAAUAAAGUUAGAUAUAUUUUUUUACCUAAAAAAUAGAGAUACUUACGUGCAGCUAUUUAUGAAGGCCUUCUGCAGUACGGGCCUAAAAUCGAAUCUAUUAAAAAAAUUGCUCUACAUAGCUAAUCACUUAUAUGUGUACGAAAUAUAUGGUUACGUUUCCGAAAUUUUGGAAAAAUUCGUAGAAAGAUACGGACAAAUUUCUUACAAUUUUAUGGAAAAUGUAGAAAAUAAGCUCUUUGAGAAGAUUGCAUAUUAUAUAUCGGAAGAUGACUAUAUCGAAAUGUCAAACACGUUCUGUGUGUUAUUUUAUGACUAUUUUGAAAGUUUUCAUAGGGAGAAGACGUACACAAAUGUGCUGUUUCUUCCGAAAUGCGGCACACAUUUUACCAAGCUAAACUAUGGAGGUGGUGGGCAUGACGUGGUACUAGAGACCGUUCAGAGCAAUGCUGAUAAUAACCCCAAAAAUGUUAUGGGCGCAUAUAGUGACAAUGCUGAAAAUGUUGUUAAUCAAGUAGGAACUUUACAGAAUUGUGAGAAUAGUACAAAUAAAGGCUUUCUAAAAAGGAGCACCCACGAAGCUGAUUUUUUCAUAAGUGAUAUCGUAAAUUUCUUUAAAUUCUUGAAGAUAGAUAGAGGCAAAUUUAUCCUAUUUCAACUUUACAUGUACCUUUCUAGUAGCAAAAAGUUCCAAAAGAGUGAUGCCUCAUCAUCGGCGUUUCAUAUGGAGGUGUUCAGGGUUUUACAGGAAAUUCAUCCAAAGUACCUGUGGGUGCAAAAUUUCAACAUUAAAAAUGAGGAAGGGACAUUUCUGUACACAAUCGACAUUAUGCUGUUCCAAGCGAGAGGGAAAGGUGAGGGCAUAUAA
This is a messenger RNA of Plasmodium knowlesi strain H, 3297 nucleotides long. RefSeq names its product conserved Plasmodium protein, unknown function. The transcript has a single exon. Lineage: Eukaryota; Apicomplexa; Aconoidasida; Haemosporida; Plasmodiidae. The record is from RefSeq and is a predicted model, not a curated record. The coding region runs from base 1 to 3297 and encodes 1098 amino acids.